Messenger RNA from Bactrocera tryoni, 943 nucleotides. Its product is annotated as trypsin zeta-like. Gene Ontology annotation, molecular function: serine-type endopeptidase activity. The transcript has a single exon. Gene Ontology annotation, biological process: proteolysis. NCBI's taxonomy places the organism in Eukaryota, Metazoa, Arthropoda, Insecta, Diptera, Tephritidae. The record is from RefSeq and is a predicted model, not a curated record. Bases 49 to 888 code for a protein of 279 amino acids.
GUCAACAAGUCUUCGCUCUUGCCAUAAGUUUACUUUAAAGUGUUCGCAAUGAAAGCCUGCAUCAUCAUUGCCAGCCUAUUGGCGAUAGCCUUUACGAAUUCAGCUUGGGCGCGCACUCUCGCCGAAACGGAUUCAGCCGAAGUCGCGUUGGAUGGACGCAUCGUUGGUGGUUACACGGUCGACAUCACAGCGCACCCGCAUCAAGUUAGUAUGCGUUAUAAGAGUAUACUAGCAUCGCAGAACAGUUUUACACAUAAUUGUGGCGGCUCCGUUUACAACGAGUACCUGGUCGUGACAGCAGCCCAUUGCGUGAUCGGUAAAGUGGCAAGUCAAUAUCAAAUUGUCGCCGGUGCCAAUGAAAAACGUAGUGUCAACGGUGUAGUUGUGCCUGUCAAGGAGAUCAUUAUGCAUGAACAAUACACUCCAAGCACCUAUGACAAUGAUAUUGCGCUAAUGGUACUCGGUGCACCAUUGCCGAUUAAUAAUGUGACUAUUAAAGCAAUACCGUUGGCGGACAAGCCCUCAGCGAAUGGCGCUAUUUCCGUUGUUACCGGUUGGGGUACGCUCACAGAGGGCGGUGCCAGUCCAGAUCUAUUACAAGAAGUCAAAGUGCCGAUUGUCAGCAACGAGAUAUGUCAGCAGGAUUAUAGGAACUCGCUAAUUUCCGAUGCUAUGUUGUGUGCGGGCGUACGCGGCGUUGGCGGUAAGGAUGCGUGCCAAGGUGAUUCCGGUGGUCCCUUAUUGGUUGACGGCAAGUUGGCCGGUAUAGUGUCAUGGGGCAGUGGCUGUGCAAGGGCAAAUUAUCCAGGCGUUUAUGCCAAUGUAACGCAUUUGCGGUCAUGGUUGGAUGAAAAGAUUGCUGCAGUAGAGUCUACGUUGUUGUACUAAUGUUUCAAAUUUUAUGCUAAUAAAUAGUGCUCUCACGUAUCAAUGUCUUGUGUAA